This is a messenger RNA of Lindgomyces ingoldianus, 594 nucleotides long. RefSeq lists its product as uncharacterized. Lineage: Eukaryota; Fungi; Ascomycota; Dothideomycetes; Pleosporales; Lindgomycetaceae. The record is from RefSeq and is a predicted model, not a curated record. The coding region runs from base 1 to 594 and encodes 197 amino acids. The transcript has 6 exons.
AUGAAGCUUGCGCCUGAUGGGAUGUUCAUGAAGGUCGGAAGAGCGACGCGUCCAACAACGCGCUUUUUUCACGAAGCGAGAUUAGACAUGGGGCCAAUCAACAACGGUGCGAUGCGGGAGCCAGUGUCGACUUGGGCCGGCAUAGCCGUGCAUAAACCGGCUGUCCAGAUCCGCGGUUGCCCUGCUCGUGUCUCUGCAAAUGUCAUCUAUUCGAAUCUCAUAUUGCCACAAGAAUUGAUUAUCUCUCGUUUCUCUCAACAGCAGGUGGAAGUUACAGCAACCGGCGUGAAGAAGAUCGCUAAGCGAGCGCCUCAUUCAAGCCGAUCAAGCAGAUCGACUGCGCUGGCUUCGCCAACACCUCGGAUCCGUGAAUGGCGGAUGGCGGAAUCUGGCCUCCUCUGCGCCCUCGGUCGGAUGACUUUCGUGGGGGAUAAUCCUGGUUGCUACAAAAGCACUGAAGAUGUGCAUAGUCACCGACCUGCCUUGGUAGAUCAAAGUUUGAGUACGAUGCAUGUACUACCAAGCCUUGAUACGCUCAUGCUUGUGGAACUUCUAAUAUAUCUUCACAAACCAGAAUUGCUUGUGCUGCGUUAA